Molecule: messenger RNA, 2642 nt
Organism: Diorhabda sublineata
Lineage: Eukaryota; Metazoa; Arthropoda; Insecta; Coleoptera; Chrysomelidae
Exons: 14
Coding region: 78-2564 (828 amino acids)
Biological process (GO): proteolysis
Molecular function (GO): serine-type endopeptidase activity
Source: RefSeq, a predicted model, not a curated record
UAAUUCUUGCGAUUGACCAUUUUAUAAUCAUACCGACAGUCUCAGUUUCAAAUGUGCGAUAACUUUUAUUUGCGGGUAUGUUUAAGUUUGUGCUAAUUUUCUGUUUUUUUUUAUUCACUAGUUUAUUAGUUACAUGCGUUCAUGGACAAGAUGUAUCGACGUGUUAUACUCCGAAAAAGGAAUCUGGUACAUGUAUUAACAUUAAGAAAUGUCCCUAUAUGAUUCAUUUACUUGUUACACAUCAAACAGAUCCUCAGACAGUAGAGUAUCUGCGAGGUUCUACAUGUGGAUUCGACGGAAAUGAUCCGAUGGUGUGUUGUCCUCAACUAGAUAAAGUUAUUGUAGGUGACAGGAACAUUAUGAAUAAUGAUCAGAAUAACCCAAAGUUACCAACUAAACCUACAUGUGGUUUAAGUAAUGUAACGAACCCCAGAGUUGUUGGAGGCGUACCUGCAGCUUUAAACGAAUUUCCCUUUAUGGUUAUUUUGGGAUACCGAAACGUGAAAAAUCCAAUUAUCCCUAAAUGGCGUUGUGGAGGUACACUUAUUACGGAAAAACAUGUUUUAACAGCUGCUCAUUGCUGUACGCCAGAUUUAUACUUGGCUAGGGUAGGUGAAUAUAUUAUUUUUGACGAAACGGAUGGAGCUACUCCCGAAGAUAUAUCAAUAACAAGUGUUAAACGGCAUGAGAACUUUAGCGAUGUACAAUUCACUAAUGAUAUAGCAAUACUAACACUAUCGAAGAAACCAAAUAACCCUUUAGUAUGGCCAAUUUGUUUGCCGAUCGAAAAUUCUUUGAGAAAUAACUCUUUCGUAGGACAAAAUGGUAUAGUUGCUGGAUGGGGAUCAAUAUAUUAUGAUGGACCUAGAAGUUCAAUAUUGCUGGUUGCUGAUUUGCCAGUUCUGAGUGAAUCCAAUUGUCAAAAAGUUUUUGGUGCAGCUACCGUAAUUGACAAUAGAAUUAUAUGUGCGGGUUAUGUUACUGGCUCUAAAGAUACUUGUAAAGGAGACUCUGGAGGUCCCUUAAUGUAUGCUGAAAAAAAUGGAAAAUUUCUUACUUAUUAUCAAAUAGGGAUAAUUUCUUAUGGGUAUAAAUGUGCUGAAAAAGGAUAUCCAGGUGUGUUCACAAAAGUGACGAAGUUCUUGGAUUGGAUUGAAAAGAAUGUUAAUUUUUCGGAUAAUCUUACUUCUAUGGCUACGUCUAAUUUAAUGGCCAUCGCUGAUGCAAACAAUAAUUUCAUUUUAAUCGAUUUAGGAGCUUAUGGUAGAGAAAACGAUAGCAUCGUUUUCUCAGAAUCUACAAUGGGAAGAGCAUUUAAAGGAAAUGCAUUAAAUAAACCAAACUCCGAAAAAAUUAUUAAUACGAAUAUUAAUAUACCUUUCUAUUUAGUAGGCGAUGAGGCUUUUCCUUUAAGUGAAAACCUAAUGCGACCUUAUGCUCGUGAACAAAUUCCAUACAUUAUGGGUCAUCGAUGGUGCUUAUGUUUGUUUUUAUUAGUUAGUGCUGUACGAUCACAAAUUUCGGAAGGAGAACCGUGUUACUCAGCUAGAAAUGAGUACGGAAUAUGUCAAAAUAUCAGAAAAUGCGCUUCUAUGGUACGAUUACUAAAAACAAGAAGUCAAGAUCCUGAUAUAGUUAAUUAUUUAACAGGUUCAACUUGUGGAUAUGACGGAUCUGAUCCUAGAGUAUGCUGUCCAGAAUCCAAUGAUAUUGACAAUAAUCAACAGAGUACUACCUUAGAUAAUUCAAAUAACACCAAUGAAGUCAGGUACCGAAUAAAUUCUAAGGAAUGUGGUUACAGUAAUGUAACUAACUUUAGAAUAGUUGGUGGAAUUCCUGCGAAAUUACACGAAAUAUCAUUUAUUGUAAACUUGGGCUACAAAGAUCCUAAAAACCCGAAGGUUCCGAAAUGGUUGUGUGGGGGUUCACUUAUAACAGACAGGCAUGUUCUUACAGCUGCCCAUUGUGUAGUGAAUAGACCCUUGUAUGUUGUUCGUUUUGGAGAAUUGGAUUUGUUUAAUACGUCAGAUGGAGCUAAUCCUGAGGAUAUAAAUGUGUUAAAAGCAGAAGCUCAUGAAGGAUACAACCGCGCUAAACUCAUUAACGACAUAGCAAUAGUAACUGUAGAAAGGCCCGUUACACAUCCUUGGGUGUGGCCAGUUUGUUUACCAAUAGACGAAUCUUUACGAUCAAAAUCAUUUGCAAAAUGGACAGCUACAGUAGCCGGUUGGGGAGCUAUAUAUUACAAUGGUCCUUCAAGUAGUAGUCUUCAAAUAGCUCAAACUCCAGUAGUAGAGUUCGAAAAAUGUAAAACUGCUUUCGCUAAACACAACAUAUCCAUCGACGAGAACGUUAUUUGUGCAGGUCGAGCUGAUGGACGCCAGGAUGCUUGUCAAGGAGAUUCAGGAGGUCCAUUGUUUUGGGGAACCAUCAAAAAUGAUGCAAUUCAGUUUUACCAAAUUGGAAUAGUCUCAUAUGGCUUUAGAUGCGCUGAAGUAGGUUAUCCUGGAGUUUAUACAAGAGUUACCAAGUAUAUUGACUGGAUACAAGAAAAAGUGAAGUGAAAUAGCUAUUUAUAUGAAAUAAGAAGGAUGUGUGAAUAUUAGUGUUAAGUAUUUUAAAAUAAAUACUUUUAAACUUCA